Orcinus orca (killer whale) is the source of this 2517-nucleotide messenger RNA. RefSeq names its product dynamin 1 like (gene DNM1L). Gene Ontology annotation, cellular component: membrane; cytoplasm; microtubule. Gene Ontology annotation, molecular function: GTP binding; microtubule binding; GTPase activity. The record is from RefSeq and is a predicted model, not a curated record. Bases 73 to 2322 code for a protein of 749 amino acids. Gene Ontology annotation, biological process: mitochondrial fragmentation involved in apoptotic process; mitochondrial fission. NCBI's taxonomy places the organism in Eukaryota, Metazoa, Chordata, Mammalia, Artiodactyla, Delphinidae. The transcript has 21 exons.
GAGGCGGGCUCUGGGCCGCGGCCCCAUUCAUUGCCGCGGCCGGCCGGGCGGGGGUUCGGUAUUUUCCGAGUUAUGGAGGCGCUAAUUCCUGUAAUCAACAAGCUCCAGGACGUAUUCAACACGGUGGGCGCCGACAUCAUCCAGUUGCCUCAGAUCGUGGUGGUGGGAACGCAGAGCAGUGGAAAGAGCUCAGUGCUAGAAAGCCUAGUGGGGAGGGACCUGCUUCCCAGAGGCACUGGUAUUGUCACCCGGAGACCUCUCAUUCUGCAGCUAGUCCAUGUUUCACCCGAAGAUAAACGAAAAACAACGGGAGAAGAAAAUGACCCUGCUACAUGGAAAAACUCAAGACACCUUUCUAAAGGGGUUGAAGCAGAAGAAUGGGGUAAAUUUCUUCACACCAAAAAUAAGCUUUACACAGAUUUUGAUGAAAUUCGACAAGAAAUUGAAAAUGAAACAGAAAGGAUUUCAGGAAAUAAUAAGGGAGUAAGCCCUGAACCAAUUCAUCUUAAGAUUUUUUCACCCAAUGUUGUCAAUCUGACACUUGUGGAUUUGCCAGGAAUGACUAAGGUGCCUGUAGGUGAUCAACCUAAGGAUAUUGAACUUCAAAUCAGAGAGCUCAUUCUUCGGUUCAUCAGUAAUCCAAAUUCCAUUAUCCUCGCUGUCACUGCUGCUAAUACGGAUAUGGCAACAUCAGAGGCACUUAAAAUUUCAAGGGAGGUAGAUCCAGAUGGUCGCAGAACCCUAGCUGUAAUCACUAAACUUGAUCUCAUGGAUGCGGGUACUGAUGCCAUGGAUGUAUUGAUGGGAAGGGUUAUACCAGUCAAACUGGGAAUAAUUGGAAUAGUUAACAGGAGCCAGCUAGAUAUUAAUAAUAAGAAGAGUGUAACUGAUUCAAUCCGUGAUGAAUAUGCUUUCCUUCAAAAGAAAUACCCAUCUCUGGCCAAUAGAAAUGGAACAAAGUAUCUUGCCAGGACUUUAAACAGGCUACUGAUGCAUCACAUCAGAGAUUGCUUGCCAGAGUUGAAAACAAGAAUAAAUGUUCUAGCUGCUCAAUAUCAGUCUCUUCUAAAUAGCUAUGGUGAACCUGUGGAUGAUAAAAGUGCUACUUUACUCCAGCUUAUUACCAAAUUUGCCACAGAAUAUUGUAAUACUAUUGAAGGAACUGCGAAAUAUAUUGAAACUUCAGAGCUAUGCGGUGGUGCUAGAAUAUGUUAUAUUUUCCAUGAGACUUUUGGGCGAACCUUAGAAUCUGUUGACCCACUAGGUGGCCUUAACACUAUUGACAUUUUGACUGCCAUUAGAAAUGCAACUGGUCCUCGUCCUGCUUUGUUUGUGCCUGAAGUUUCAUUUGAGUUGCUGGUCAAACGGCAAAUCAAACGUCUGGAAGAGCCCAGCCUCCGUUGUGUGGAACUGGUUCAUGAAGAAAUGCAAAGGAUCAUUCAGCACUGUAGCAAUUACAGUACACAGGAGUUGUUGCGGUUCCCUAAGCUUCAUGAUGCCAUAGUUGAAGUAGUGACUUGUCUUCUUCGUAAACGGUUGCCUGUUACAAAUGAAAUGGUCCAUAACUUAGUGGCAAUUGAAUUGGCUUAUAUCAACACAAAACAUCCAGACUUUGCUGAUGCUUGUGGGUUAAUGAACAAUAAUAUAGAGGAACAAAGGAGAAACAGGCUUGCAAGAGAAUUACCUUCAGCUGUAUCACGAGACAAGUCUUCUAAAGUUCCAAGUGCUUUGGCACCUGCCUCCCAGGAGCCCUCCCCUGCUGCUUCUGCUGAGGCUGAUGGCAAGUUAAUUCAGGACAGCAGAAGAGAAACUAAAAAUGUUGCAUCUGGAGGUGGUGGGGUUGGAGAUGGUGUUCAAGAACCAACAACAGGCAACUGGAGAGGAAUGCUGAAAACUUCAAAAGCUGAGGAGUUACUAGCUGAGGAAAAAUCAAAACCAAUUCCAAUUAUGCCAGCCAGUCCACAAAAAGGCCAUGCUGUGAAUUUGCUGGAUGUGCCAGUACCUGUUGCACGAAAACUAUCUGCCCGUGAACAGCGAGACUGUGAAGUUAUUGAAAGACUCAUCAAAUCUUAUUUUCUUAUUGUCAGAAAGAAUAUUCAAGACAGUGUGCCAAAGGCAGUAAUGCAUUUUUUGGUUAAUCAUGUAAAAGAUACUCUUCAGAGUGAGUUAGUAGGACAGCUGUAUAAAUCAUCCUUAUUGGAUGAUCUUCUGACUGAAUCCGAGGACAUGGCACAGCGCAGGAAAGAAGCAGCUGAUAUGCUGAAGGCAUUACAAGGAGCCAGUCAAAUUAUUGCUGAAAUCCGAGAGACUCAUCUUUGGUGAAGAGAACUAUGUAAUACUGAGACUCACUGACUUGCUAGUUACUGCCUACUUGAGUAGAAUUUUAUUUAUGAACUCCUGUGUAUUGCAAUGGUAUGAAUCUGCUCAUGUGAAGACUGGCUAUAAACUGAAAAUUACACUCUGUAUUGCAGAACGAAUCACACAUUUAAUCCAAAUAAUAAAUGGCUGUUUCUAAAA